Nannospalax galili (Upper Galilee mountains blind mole rat) is the source of this 2299-nucleotide messenger RNA. RefSeq names its product G protein-coupled receptor 83 (gene Gpr83). NCBI's taxonomy places the organism in Eukaryota, Metazoa, Chordata, Mammalia, Rodentia, Spalacidae. Gene Ontology annotation, molecular function: neuropeptide Y receptor activity. The coding region runs from base 246 to 1508 and encodes 420 amino acids. Gene Ontology annotation, cellular component: membrane. The transcript has 4 exons. Gene Ontology annotation, biological process: neuropeptide signaling pathway. The record is from RefSeq and is a predicted model, not a curated record.
GGCGGCGGAGCGCACGGCUCCACGGCCCCGGGUCCCCGCGCGACUGCGGUUCAGGUUCCCUCCGCGAUCCGGACUCCCCGCCGGGCCGCGGUUCCCCCUGUGGUCGCGGACCCCGCACAGCCUCGGUUCCCUCCGCAGCCCGGGUUCUCUCGGCAGUCCCCGACGCCUCCGGUCCAGCGCGCUCUGCCCGGCGCGCACCGAGCGGUGGGGACGCGCGGCCCUGGCGCCCGGCCGGGUGUCCGGGCAUGAUGGUCCCUCGAGUCCUGCUGCUCGCCCUCCUGCCCUUGGUGCGAACCACCGAGCGGCCCGAGGCGGGCGCCGAGAACCCCAGCCUGGAGGCCGCGCUGGCCGGGCCCAACGCCUCGCACUUCUGGAGCAACUACACCUUCUCGGACUGGCAGAACUUCGUGGGCAAGAGGCGUUACGGGGCCGAGUCCCAGAACCCCACGGUGAAGGCCCUGCUCAUCGCGGCCUACUCCUUCAUCAUCAUCUUCUCGCUCUUCGGCAACGUCCUGGUCUGUCAUGUCAUCUUCAAGAACCAGCGCAUGCACUCGGCCACCAGCCUGUUCAUCGUCAACCUGGCGGUGGCUGACAUCAUGAUCACACUGCUCAACACGCCCUUCACUUUGGUCCGCUUUGUGAACAGCACAUGGGUGUUCGGGAAGGGCAUGUGCCACGUCAGCCGUUUUGCCCAGUACUGCUCCCUACACGUCUCAGCAUUGACACUGACGGCCAUCGCUGUGGACCGCCACCAGGUCAUCAUGCAUCCCUUGAAACCCCGAAUCUCCAUCACCAAGGGCAUCAUCUACGUUGCUGUGAUCUGGGUCAUGGCUACCUUCUUCUCGCUUCCACAUGCCAUCUGCCAGAAACUGUUUACCUUCAAGUACAGUGAGGACGUCGUGCGGUCACUCUGCCUGCCGGACUUCCCCGAGCCAGCCGACCUCUUCUGGAAGUACCUGGACCUGGCCACCUUCACCCUGCUCUACCUCCUCCCGCUGCUCAUCGUCUCGGUGGCUUACGCUCGGGUGGCCAAGAAGCUGUGGGUGUGCAACACGAUCGGUGACGUGACCGCGGAGCAGUUCCUCGCCCUGCGGCGUAGGAAGAAGACCACCAUCAAGAUGCUGGUGCUGGUGGUGGUCCUCUUCGCUCUGUGCUGGUUCCCCCUCAACUGCUACGUCCUCCUCCUGUCCAGCAAGGUCAUCCGCACCAACAACGCCCUCUACUUCGCCUUCCACUGGUUCGCCAUGAGCAGCACUUGCUACAACCCCUUCAUCUACUGCUGGCUGAACGAGAACUUCAGGGUUGAGCUGAAGGCGCUGCUGAGCAUGUGCCAAAGGCCACCCAGGCCUCAGGAGGACCGACUGCCGUCCCCGGUCCCUUCCUUCAGGGUGGCCUGGAUGGAGAAAAGCCAGGGUCGGAGGGCCCCACUGGCUAGUCACCUCCUGCCCUCCUCCCAGCUCCAGUCUGGGAAGACAGACCUGUCCUCUGUGGAACCCAUUGUAGGAUGAGCUAGGGGAAGCAGGAGGAGGAGGGGAGGGGCUAUCUCUCACACCUGAUCUGAUGUUCACAGUUCUGGAAACAGAAGUAGUAGAAUGCUCCAGUUCCUAAGAACCUACCCAGCCUGGUCCCAUUUGAUGUGCAAGAAGGUGCCGAGGACUGUUGCACCUGAUCACUGAGCAAGAGCUCUGAAGGCGACCUGAGCCCUAACAGGGCCCAGAUCGGUCCACUGCCCCCAAAAGUCCAGCAUCUGCCACCCAGCCCUUCCUACUGCUGAGCAUUCACAGGGGAACUUGAGUCACGUGGCCAGGAAAGCGUUUCACUGGACAGGGGGAGCGGGCACGAAGGCCUUCUGAAGUCCCUGGACUGAAUCUUCAUCUUCAGUGGGCUGGCCCUAUCCAUGGCCAGAUAGAAUCCAUUUUGGAUCCUUAAAGAGAAAUUAGUAUUUUCACUUUGAAAAAAUUCAGAAAACCACAGAAUACAAUGAAACCCACUCCCUUUGCUCGUCCGUUUGUGAAAACCUCUGUUAAUGAGCUGUGGAGUUAUCUGUAACUUUUUCCGUGUGUGUGUGUGUGUGUGUGGUACGUGUCUGCACUUUUAAAGUUCUGACUACACAUUUCUGUUUAGAUUGUAAUCGUCAGGAAAAGGUGGCUCCAUCAGACAACUUCUGAGUCCCUUCCUAGGGAGUGGUGUCCCUCAGAGAAACUGAAGACGAGAGGAGUCCAAGGCGGAGACUGGCCUCGCGUCACAGCCAGCAGCGGGCAGGGCCUCGCUGAGGUCCCUCACUUAGACGGUGGCCAUC